This is a messenger RNA of Leucoraja erinaceus (little skate), 3673 nucleotides long. RefSeq names its product leucine rich repeat and sterile alpha motif containing 1 (gene lrsam1). Gene Ontology annotation, molecular function: protein binding. The record is from RefSeq and is a predicted model, not a curated record. Lineage: Eukaryota; Metazoa; Chordata; Chondrichthyes; Rajiformes; Rajidae.
GGCCCCGACCACGGCCCACCCGGGCCCCGACAUGAUGCUCUUCUCCCGGAAGAAGAAGCAGAAGGAUGAGGCGCGGAAACGCCUGGAAUAUCAGAUGUGCCUGGCCCGUGAAGCUGGUGCAGAUGACAUCCUGGACAUCUCAAAGUGUGAACUGCCUGAGAUACCAGUCGGUGUAUUUUCCAUGUGCAGAGUCUUGCAGAAGAAGGUUUUAAUCGUUCACUCCAAUCACUUGACAACACUACAGCCCAGGUCGUGUAACAUCCAGGACCUGUCGAUGCUGAAGAUUCUGGAUCUCCAUGACAACCAGCUCUCCUCACUGCCUGAGGACAUGGGGCAGCUCUCAUCCCUUCAGGUGCUCAACGUGGAGCAGAAUGACUUGAAAUCUGUCCCUAGCUCGCUAACGACGUUGGCCCAGCUCCAGACGUUAAAUCUAAAAGGGAACCGGAUCCGGAAGCUGCCCGAGUCUCUGAGCGGAUUGAAGAGCCUGCGCACACUCGACAUUAGUCGGAAUCAAAUCCGACAUCUGCCUCAAGACCUGGCCAACAUCAGGACACUGGAGUCCCUCAGUCUAGAUGCAGAGGACAUGACCUACCCUCCACCCAAUGUGUGCAGCAAUGGAACAGAAGCCAUCAAACAGUUCCUGUGCAAAGAGCUGGGGAUGGAGUACGUUCCUCCGUCGCAGUGCCUGCUCCCUGUGCUGGAGAGUGACGGACAGGCGGCGAGCAGUGACAACGUCGAGGGCAACUUCCAACAACGGGUGCUGGAGGCAGAGAAGUGGCAGAACAAGUUCAUGGACUAUGAAAAGAGGAAGGAACAGAAGCAGCAGGAGAAGCUGGAGUUUGAGAGGAGGCUUGGCGAGGAGCAGCGGGAAAGGACACAGCUAAUAUUGCAGGACAGCAGCCACAAGGAGCAGGUCCUGCAGGCUGUCAAACAGGAACAAGGGAAACUGGACCAGGGUCUCCGAGACCAACAGCGCUACAUGGAUGACGAGCAUCAGAGACUGCUGGUGGAGCUGAAACGAGGAGAGGAUGGAGCCAUGAGCCUUAUCCAUAACCUGCUGGUGGACAGUGAGAGAGUUGUUCCUGGAGACGGAUUUGAACUAGUUAAGUACAGAAGAAAGCAGAACUCAAUGCUGAUAGAAUCACUGGAAAAGGAGAGGGUAAGAAUGGAACAGUUGAUGACAGUAACACAGGAGGAGAACGAGAGACUGAGAAAGAAGGAGGUGGCAGCUGCUAUGCAGGAGAUGCUGUCUGAAAGUUCCACGAACAAACUCCUGCACAUGAUCUACGAGACAAGGCGUCAGCAGUUGGUGGAUGAAGCCAGCACCAGCAUGGUGGAAAUGGAUGGGAAACUUCAGCAAAUUCAGAUCUUGCAACAAAUGGAUCAUAACAAGACCAUUGGGCAAAUCCUGAGUGAGGGUGAGAUGCAGAAGAUUGCAUUUGAAGCACUGCAGGUGAAGAAGCAGGACAGAAGGCACACGCGCAUUAGAGACCAGAUCAAAUUGAUUGAGAAUGAGUUAAUGCAGCUGACACAGAUCGAGUUAGACAGAAGAGAGAAUGUCUUGGAGAACCUUCAGGAGUCGCUGGCGAGUGAGCGGCUGGCACUCGGUGACCUGCUGCAGCAACUGCUGAAGGAGAAGAAUCUGCGGGAGAAAGAGCUCCAGGACCUGCUGGUGGAAAUGCAGAAGAAACACGAGACCAGUCAGGAGAAUUACUGGCUGAUUCAGUACCAGCGGCUGAUGGACAAGAAGCCCCUGUCUCUCCGGGCACAGGAGGAGGGUGUGGAGAAAGGGCUGGUGGACCUGCUGACCGCACUGUCAGCUGACCAGUACCUGCCGCUCUUUGCCCAACAGCGAAUCACUCUGAAGAUGCUGCGGUACAUGACGAUGGAGGAUCUGGAGAAGAUUGGGGUGAAGGAGAGCAGGCUGCAGCGUGCUAUCGUGGGCCGUGUAGAGGAGCUUCUGCCUGAAGGAGACUGGAGAUUGCCGGCUGUACCAGCGAAGGAGGUUGCAGAUUGGGACAAGCGUGAGCCCAGUGCACCUGUGGAGGAUGAGAAUGAGGCCGGGCCCUCUGCUCCACCACAGCCCAGUGCUCCCGUCACUGAAGAGGUGGUGGCUCAGGCAGAGUGUGUGGUCUGUAUGGAGCGAGAGAGCCAGAUGAUCUUCCUGACCUGUGGCCACGUUUGCUGUUGUUACACCUGUGGGAUGGAGCUGCACACCUGCCCUCUCUGCCGCAGGGAUAUCCAGCAGAAGAUACGCAUAUAUCGCACAUCCUGACGAGUUCUGCUCCUCUUCAAUAUCCGCCUGCAAGUUCCUGCAUCCCAACCUGUGAGUGCCUUGCACCUCCUCUCUACCCCCACCACAAAUAUACGUUUACUCUCGGUGAAACAGUGGCUUGUUCUCCACUCUGCUGCCUGGAGAUCUUCCUGGACAGAUGCCGACAGCAGCUCCAGGCUGAGCUGUGUCGGCCGUGACGUUAGUUGGCCUCCCACAGUAAUCUGCUUCUUCACACAAGCGGAGACGUGGAAGGGAGAAGGAAUCCUCUUUGGCUGGUGCUGAACGUUGAUGAAUCUCCUUGGAAACAAAGCUGGCUGCUGGACAAUGGAUGUGCAGCAAAUCCUCCCUCGUCUCCUGUGGCCGUCAACAUCACAGCAGGUCUGGAGCGUUACAUCCACACUGAUACCUGGCAAGGUUAGGCUAAAUUGUUCGCCUAACCUGACCCAUACUCUACAGCGCUUGUGGGCACCAUCACCCAGUGUGUUUAACAGGAGCUCUGCGUGUGGGGGGGGGGGGGGGGGGGGGGGGGGGGGGGGGGAGUCAGACUGGGGCUAAAUGAUUCCAACGUGUAGGUUUAAGACAGUAAAUUACGUCAAUUAUUUUUUGUAAUCUAUUAAUUUAGUGAAAUGUUGUUGUGCAAUAAGUGUAAUGCUAGCCUUGAUCUGUUGUUUCUAGUGCAUCAUUGUUCAACGUGCCAACAAGCAAGUUUCAUCUCAUGCUGCUCAAAGGUUUCCUCAUUGUGUACCCCUGAAUCAUGCAGGGGACAGUGUGUCUCCACCCUGGACUGCCCUGCCCCAGGAGUAGGGAUAGAUGGAGGGGCAGCUGAAGCUGAUAGGACAGUGGAAGCAGCAAGUCACAUCCCACCUGCGGUGCCCCCCCCCCCCCCCCCCCCCCCCCCAGAACCCAGUUCCCAUUGCUGCAGCUCUAUGAAAAGGUAGUUGGCCAGCCUGGUUUAAUAGCAGAGUGUAGCUUUGGUUACUUAUUCAUGAACAUCCUCCAUGCUUGGUGUUGUAACUUCACUGGAAUAAUUGUCUCCAUUAUGUAACGGUCAGCAUUGCUUGUUCCAUGCUCCAGUCAUUUCCCCACCAAGUCCAACUCUGCUCCCAGACUCACCUCCCAUCCACAAUGUCCUUCCUGCUCCCACCCUCUGUCUCGAGCUUUCGACGGGUUCUACAACCCAUUGCUGCUACUGUCCGACUUACUUUUAUACUUGCAUGUUACAUAAAACCAGAUACAAGAUGAAUGUAAAGCAUGUUUUUAAAUUAGAGGUUUAAUUUAUUAUGUCUUAUGCAGAACAUUUGCACUUGUGUGGCUGUGCACUAGAGGUUCCGAUCCUGCAAUUAUACACGUUGAGUGAUCUUUGUGGAAAUUGUCCCAUUAAAGGUCACUUUUCCCUUA